AUGGAGAACGAGAACCAAACUGUCAUAAAAGAAUUUAUUUUAAUUGGACUUUCCCAGGACCGGAGGACUCGAAUUCUUCUUUUUGUUUUGUUUUCGUUCAUGUAUUUACUGACCAUUUUUGGGAAUAUUUUGUUAAUAUGCGCAGUUGUAGCCAACUCUCGUAUGCACACGCCUAUGUACUAUUUUCUCUGUCAGUUAUCCUUUCUGGAUUUAUUCUAUUCAACAAGUACUGUCCCCAAAAUGUUACUAGACCUGUUAUCCUCAGAAAGAGGAAGAAUAUCAUACAUUGGGUGCAUCUCACAAAUGAAUAUAAGUCUAUUCCUAGGACAAACGGAAUGUAUCCUGCUGGCGGUGAUGGCGUACGAUCGUUUCGUAGCGAUCUGCUUUCCCUUGCGUUAUAUGGUUAUUAUGAGCUGGAGGAUAUGUAAGACUAUGUCCGUCAUUGUAUGGCUGGGGAACUUUGCUUGUGCCAUCCUUACUACAGUUUCAAGCCUACGUCCGUUUUGUAAAGGAAACCAAAUCGAUCAUUUUGUUUGUGAAAUGAUAGCUUUAAUGAAACUGGUUUGUGGAGAUAUUUCAGUUGAUGAAGCCAAAAUCAUUUUCAUAAGUUUCUUCACACUUUUAGUCCCUUUUGGUUUAAUUGUAGUUUCUUACAUGUGUAUUAUAGCGUCCAUAUUGAAAAUCCAUUCUGUGGAUGGAAGGACUAAGGCAUUUUCUACAUGUGGUUCCCACCUGACUGUAGUUUUAAUUUUUUAUGGGACCAGUAUGUCUCUGUACCUGGGGCCAAAAAAAAAUUUUUCAACAAAAAACAAAUAUGUAUCAGUCUUAUACGGUGUUGUGACUCCCAUGUUAAACCCAUUGAUUUAUAGUCUGAGAAAUCAUGAGGUUAAAGUCGCCGUUCAGAAAAUAUUUAAUAUGUAGCUGAUCAUUUGCUGUCAUGUUACAUGCUUUGCGUCUUCUCCUGGGAAGAACCACCUGGUCCACUGUACCACCUGCUGGUGCCAUCAGACUAGCUCACCUAAAUCAUGAAGGGCCAAGCGGCUCACAUUGAAUUAUGUUUAAGGACUCAGGAAAGAUUAGGGAUUGAUGGGGUGUAUUUUAGCAAGAUGAACAACUAUUGGUAAAGAACAUUGCACAUUAUUAUGCGUAUAGAAAGUACCCUAGAUGACCAUUCCAACCAGAGAUGAGCUGGCCUUGGGAUUCAAAUUUUUCAAUUCUAUCUGGACCCCCUCAAACAUAAAGAACGGCAAGGCAAGGUCAGGUUAUG
Molecule: messenger RNA, 1267 nt
Organism: Spea bombifrons (plains spadefoot toad)
Lineage: Eukaryota; Metazoa; Chordata; Amphibia; Anura; Pelobatidae
Product: olfactory receptor 13D1-like
Exons: 1
Coding region: 1-921 (306 amino acids)
Biological process (GO): G protein-coupled receptor signaling pathway
Cellular component (GO): membrane
Molecular function (GO): olfactory receptor activity; G protein-coupled receptor activity
Source: RefSeq, a predicted model, not a curated record